Molecule: messenger RNA, 165 nt
Organism: Sclerotinia sclerotiorum 1980 UF-70
Lineage: Eukaryota; Fungi; Ascomycota; Leotiomycetes; Helotiales; Sclerotiniaceae
Exons: 1
Coding region: 1-165 (54 amino acids)
Source: RefSeq, a predicted model, not a curated record
AUGGCACCAGAGGAUAGAAAUACGUGGGAAGAAACCGCGAGAGAUAGAUUUUUUGCCUCUCUACUGGGUAGGAAGUUGGAUUUGGGAGAGAAUGCAGAUGAUGAGGAUAUUAGUGAAGAUGAAGCGUUGAAGGAAGAGGAGGGUUUGAUGUUAUUUAGAUCUUGA